Colletotrichum abscissum is the source of this 975-nucleotide messenger RNA. RefSeq names its product aflatoxin B1 aldehyde reductase member 2. The transcript has 4 exons. The record is from RefSeq and is a predicted model, not a curated record. The coding region runs from base 1 to 975 and encodes 324 amino acids. NCBI's taxonomy places the organism in Eukaryota, Fungi, Ascomycota, Sordariomycetes, Glomerellales, Glomerellaceae.
AUGACUUUCAAAUUGCCUCCCACGAUUAUUCUCGGAACACACAGUGUUGGAGACUCCAUUGUCGACCCCGAAACCUCUCACUUUGAUGCCGAGCAAGAUGUCCAAUCUCUUCUAGAUGACUUCUAUGGCCGUGGAUACAACCAACUCGACACAGCUCGCGAUUACUCUCCGAAUGUACCAGGUGCAUCCGAGUCACGUCUCGGCAAGGCUAAAGGCGCCUCUCGGUUCACAAUCCACACAAAAGUCCACAGUGCAGACCCGGGGGAUCAUCUACCCACAAAGCUCGGACUUAGCAUUGAUCAAUCACUGGAGGAUCUCCAAACACCCACUGUCGAGACCAUGUUUUUGCAUUUUCCGGACCGCCAUACUCCCUUUGAGGAUACAAUCAAAGCGAUGGACACUGCUCUGAAACAAGGGAAAUUCAACAGGUACGGUCUUUCAAACUAUUCAGCUACUGAGGUGCAACGAAUACUCGAUAUCUGCGAGCGACAUGGGUAUAGGAAGCCUAGUGUGUAUGAGGGACAUUAUAACGCCAUUGUGAGAGGAGCGGAGAAGGAGUUGUUUCCCCUGUUGCGUAAGCAUAGUAUGGCCUUCUACGCGUACAGUCCCGCGGCUGGCGGUCUUUUCUCAGGCCAUACUGCUUCUUCGGGACGAUGGAAACGCGAUAACUUCCUAGGCAACGUUUAUACUUACCUCUAUCGGAAACCCCCGGUCCGCAUUGCAGCAGCUACAAUACUUGAGCUUGUAGAAAACUACGGUAUCAAUGGACACGCUGCAGCAUUGCGAUGGACAGCAUUUCAUAGUAACCUAGAUGGAAAGCAUGGCGAUGCCGUCAUCUUUGGUGUUUCCAAGACGGAACAGCUUCAUGAGACGCUCGAUGCCCUUGAGGCUGGUCCUCUUCCCGAGGAUCUUGCGGUUGCCAUAAACUCUAUUUAUAGUACAGUAGAAGGCGCCGAGCCUCCUUACCACUUAUAA